Messenger RNA from Tachyglossus aculeatus (Australian echidna), 2246 nucleotides. RefSeq names its product zinc finger protein 696-like. The transcript has 4 exons. Lineage: Eukaryota; Metazoa; Chordata; Mammalia; Monotremata; Tachyglossidae. Gene Ontology annotation, biological process: regulation of transcription by RNA polymerase II. Gene Ontology annotation, molecular function: RNA polymerase II cis-regulatory region sequence-specific DNA binding; DNA-binding transcription factor activity, RNA polymerase II-specific. The record is from RefSeq and is a predicted model, not a curated record. The coding region runs from base 673 to 1458 and encodes 261 amino acids.
CGGCGCUAUAGCGGAGAAAUCCCUCCCCCUGCCGGAGGCGGCGCUAUACCCAGGCCGGCGCUGUAGCGAAGAAAUCCCGCCGCCUGCCGGAGGAGGCGCUAUAGUGGAGAAAUCCCGCCCCCUGCCGGAGGUGGCGCUAUACCCGGGCCGGCGCUGUAGCGAAGAAAUCCCGCCCCCUGCUGGAGGCGGCGCUAUACCCGGGACAGCGCUGUUCAUUCAUUCAAUCAUAUUUAUUGAGCGCUUACCAUGUGCAGAGCACUGUACUGAGCGCCUGGGGCGUCCAAGUUGGCGACAUCUAGAGCCGGUCCCUCCCCGACAGCGGGCUCACCGUAGAAUCGGUGGAGCGCCCACUCUGCGCGUAGCGCUGAGCACGGCGCUUGGGGGAGGCCAGUUCACUCCGCCGGAUGUCUUGGGCGCUCAGCGUGUGCCCGACACUGGGCUAAGCGCCCCACCCGGUGCGGAGCCCGUUGCAGCGGAGGAGAGAGGACGGCUUCGCGGCGUCGGCCAUCCCCGCCGCCGCCCCCUGCCUCAGUUUCCUCGCCUCACCACCUGCCCGGCCUCCUGUUUGGACGGCGGGACAGGGACCCGUCGUCGGGGCCCAUCUGAGCGCCGGGCGGGGGACUGUACUGAGCGCCGGGGCGGAAGGACGAUGGACGGGCCGCGGGAUCGAGGAUGGUGACGGCUGAACCGAGAGGAGCCGACGCCUUCGCGCCCACCCUGCCGGGCGGGGAGGCCUUCCGGGAAGCGGCUGACGCCUGGGCCUGGGUGCAAAUCCCGCGCCCCCGGAGCGGGGAGCCGGCCGUGGAGAUGGUGGAGGAGCUGGAGAGGGAGAUGGACGGGACGGGCGCAGGCCGGGCGACGGCGGCGGAGGACCAAGCGGGCCCGGGAGCGCCAACCGACGUCCUCCAUCGUGGCAGAUCCGGAGGAAGCUCGGGCCUCGGCCCCGCCGGGAUCCCCCGUUUUCCGGAGCCGAGGGGAGGGCACCGGCCCCGGAAUCCGCCGGGAAGCGAGAGCGGAGAGACCCCGGGAGUCGGCCCGGCAGGCCCCCCCGCGGGCGUCCGGCCCCACCGCUGCCCCGACUGCGGCAAGGCGUUCGGCCUGCAGUCGACCCUGCUGCAGCACCGCCGCGUCCACAGCGGCCAGAAGCCGUUCGUCUGCCCCGACUGCGCCAAGGCCUUCCGGCAGAGCUCGCACCUGGUCCGCCACCAGCGCAUCCACACGGAGGAGAAGCCGUACCGCUGCGCCCGCUGCGCCCGGGCCUUCAACCGCCGCACCACCCUGCUGCGCCACCAGCGCGUCCACACCGGGGAGCGGCCCUACCGCUGCCCCGACUGCGGCCGCGCCUUCGGGCAGAGCUCCAACCUGGCCCAGCACCGGCGCAUCCACGCCCGGCACCGCCCGCACCCCCGGGCCCCCGCCGCCGGGGACCGGGGCCCCCCAGCCCGCCACGGGCCGUAAGGCCGGGACCGCUCCCGGCGGGCCCCGCGUCCCGUGAUCCAACGGGGCUCCGCCACCGUUGCGCCGGGGUCACUCCCGGCGGGCUCCGUGUCCCCCAAUCCCCCGGGACGUCGCCGCCCGGGACGGGCCGUAAGGCCGGGCCCGCUUCCGGCGGGCCCCGUGUGGCAUAACCCGCCAGGGCCUCAGGCCCCCGGGACGGGCCGUUGGGCCGGGACCAUUUCCAGCAAAUCCAACGGGGCACCGCCAUCUGGGAUGGGACGUUGGGCCGGGACCAUUUCCGGCAUUCCCCGCGUCCCGUAAUCCAACGGGUCACCGCCAUCUGGGAUGGGCCGUUGGGCCGGGACCAUUUCCGGCAUUCCCCGUGUCCCGUAAUCCAACGGGGCACCGCCAUCCGGGAUGGGCCGUUGGGUCGGGACCGUUUCCGGCAUUCCCCGCGUCCCGUAAUCCAACGGGGCAUCACCAUCCGGGACGGGCCUUUGGGCCGGGACCAUUUCCGGCAUUCCCCGUGUCCCGUAAUCCAAUGGGGCACCACCAUCCAGGAUGGGCCAUUGGGCCGGGACCGUUUCCGGCAUUCCCCACGUCCCGUAAUCCAAUGGGGCACCACCAUCCGGGAUGGGACGCUGGGCCAGGACGGUUUCCAGCAUUCCCCACGUCCUAUAAUCCAACAGGGCACCACCACCCAGGACAGGCCGUUGGGCCAGGACCGUUUCCGGCAUUCCCCGCGUCCCGUAAGACAACGGGGCACCGCCACCCGGGACGGGCUGUUGGGCCGGGACCGUUUCCGGCAU